This is a messenger RNA of Aethalodelphis obliquidens (Pacific white-sided dolphin), 1300 nucleotides long. RefSeq names its product POU class 3 homeobox 4 (gene POU3F4). Gene Ontology annotation, molecular function: RNA polymerase II cis-regulatory region sequence-specific DNA binding; DNA-binding transcription factor activity, RNA polymerase II-specific. Gene Ontology annotation, biological process: regulation of transcription by RNA polymerase II; brain development. The record is from RefSeq and is a predicted model, not a curated record. The transcript has a single exon. Gene Ontology annotation, cellular component: nucleus. Lineage: Eukaryota; Metazoa; Chordata; Mammalia; Artiodactyla; Delphinidae. Bases 59 to 1150 code for a protein of 363 amino acids.
CAAAGGCUGAAGCUGCUCCCUUUGCCACAUUAUAACUAGUAGGGGAUCCUCACCGACCAUGGCCACAGCUGCCUCGAAUCCCUACAGCAUUCUCAGUUCCAGCUCUAUGGUCCAUGCGGACUCUGCGGGAAUGCAGCAGGGGAGUCCUUUCCGAAACCCUCAGAAACUUCUCCAAAGUGAUUACUUGCAGGGAGUUCCUAGCAAUGGGCACCCCCUCGGGCAUCACUGGGUGACCAGUCUGAGCGAUGGAGGCCCAUGGUCUUCCACACUGGCCACCAGCCCCCUGGAACAGCAAGACGUGAAGCCUGGGCGCGAAGACCUACAGUUGGGCGCAAUCAUCCAUCACCGCUCUCCGCACGUCGCCCACCACUCUCCGCACACUAACCACCCGAAUGCUUGGGGGGCGAGCCCGGCUCCGAAUCCGUCCAUCACGUCGAGCAGCCAACCCCUUAACGUGUACUCGCAGCCGGGCUUCACGGUGAGUGGCAUGCUUGAGCACGGCGGGCUCACUCCACCGCCGGCCUCUGCCUCCACGCAGAGCUUACACCCAGUGCUCCGGGAGCCCCCAGACCACGGCGACCUAGGUUCGCACCACUGCCAGGACCACUCGGACGAGGAGACACCAACCUCGGAUGAGUUGGAACAGUUCGCCAAACAGUUCAAACAAAGAAGAAUCAAGUUGGGCUUCACGCAGGCUGACGUGGGGCUGGCGCUGGGCACACUGUACGGCAACGUGUUCUCUCAGACCACCAUCUGCAGGUUCGAGGCCUUACAACUGAGCUUCAAGAACAUGUGCAAGCUGAAGCCGCUGCUGAACAAGUGGCUGGAGGAGGCUGAUUCGUCCACAGGGAGUCCGACCAGCAUUGACAAGAUCGCGGCGCAGGGCCGCAAGCGCAAGAAGCGAACCUCUAUCGAGGUGAGUGUCAAGGGCGUACUGGAGACGCAUUUCCUCAAGUGUCCCAAGCCUGCCGCGCAGGAGAUUUCCUCGCUGGCAGACAGCCUCCAGUUGGAGAAAGAAGUGGUGCGUGUCUGGUUCUGUAAUCGAAGACAGAAAGAGAAAAGAAUGACUCCACCAGGGGAUCAGCAGCCACAUGAGGUUUAUUCGCACACGCACACGGUGAAAACAGACACGUCCUGCCACGAUCUCUGACUGCAGGAAGCGAGGAAGCAACCGGCCGCACUGGGAGCAGCGCGGAUUUCUCUUUCUCUUCCACUCUCUUCCUUUUACUCCAGCUUUUUAAUUGCUAUUUCUCUAGCUCUCUGUCUCUCUCUCUUUUUUGUUGUUCGUUCUUUCUUUUCC